AUGGUAAUGAAAUUUCUAAACUGUCUUCCAAGGAGCAAAUUCAUACACAUCGUAGCUUCUUUAGAGCAAGUCCUUGAACUAAAUUCAGCGGGUUUCGAAGACACUGUUGGGAGAUUAAAAGCUUUCGAAGAGCGUAUAAAAGAAGAAACCCAAGAAGAAGAUCAUAGCAAACCUAUGUUUGGAAAAGAUGACAAAAAAAACCGCGGAAGCCAUAACAACUCGCGAGGAAGAGGCAUAUGCAGGGGUUAUGAUGGAAGAAGAAGAGGACGAGGAAGGUCUAAUGGUUCUGAUGGUCAUAAGAAAGGAGGAGAAGCUUUGGACAAGACCACGAAGGACUACUUUAAGGUUAAAUGCUGGAGAUGCCACAAGAUGGGAUACUUUGUGUCACACUGUCCUACGACCAAGAGAAGAAACAAAUCCAACGAAACACAAGAAGCAGAUGCAUUAUAUAUGCACAAUGUUGUAUUCCUCAACAAACAGAGAGUUCUCCCUAAAAGAUUUGACGAGUGCGAUGGAAAUACGAGUAUAUGGUAUCUUGACAAUGGUGCAUGGGAGAGAAGAGUACUCAAAGAUAUCUACUACAUCCCAAGUCUUAAACACAAUAUCAUAAGUCUUGGACAAGCAACCGAGAUGGGUUGUGAGGUAAAUAUGAAAGAAGACUUACUAAUGCUGAAAGAUUCUCAUGGAAGACUAUUAGUACAAGUCGCAAGGUCACCGAACCGACUGUACAAGACGCCAAUGGAAAUUGAAUAUCCUAGAUGCCUUCAAAUAAAAGAAACUGAUACUACAUCGACAUGGCAUGCACGGCUUGGACAUGUGAACUUUGGAGUCAUGAAGAAUAUGGUAGACAAGGAGAUGGUAGUAGGGAUGCCUCAGGUAUUACACAAGAAAGAUGUUUGCAGCGCUUGCUUAGUUGGGAAGCAAACUCGAAAGUCUUUCCCGCCUAAGGAAAAAUAUUGA
Brassica oleracea var. oleracea is the source of this 960-nucleotide messenger RNA. RefSeq lists its product as uncharacterized. The transcript has 2 exons. The record is from RefSeq and is a predicted model, not a curated record. Bases 1 to 960 code for a protein of 319 amino acids. Lineage: Eukaryota; Viridiplantae; Streptophyta; Magnoliopsida; Brassicales; Brassicaceae.